Molecule: messenger RNA, 672 nt
Organism: Funneliformis geosporum
Lineage: Eukaryota; Fungi; Glomeromycota; Glomeromycetes; Glomerales; Glomeraceae
Source: the annotation of a GenBank genome assembly
AUGAAUUUAAAAAGAGGCGAUGGUGAUAAACCGGUAUCUAUUAAAUCCUCAAAUUCCGCAAAAAAGAGAGAUGAAUAUCCACUUCCUCAUCAUACAACACCUUCACUGACCAAUGAAGGUUUCGAUUCUGUAACGGUAACCUUAUUACCAACGACGUAUUCUAAUGACAACAAAUCUAUACAGGAAAACUUUUCAAAUUUAAGAAUUCCAAUACUUGCUUGCCUCAUAGCUACGCUUUCUCUGAUUAUAAUUGCAAUGGUUUUUGGCUUUUACAUUAAAAGACGAAACAAGACGUUUGCCAUCGCUAUUAAGAAAGGUUUUCAUAAUAACGCUUCUCACAUCUCUGCGAUAAUAUCAGAAUCAAUAAUUGAUGAGAGAAUAGAAAUUCAAGAAAUAAAUUCCGAAUCUCCAAGGUCUUCAACAUCUUCAAUCCUUAUAGAAGUUAUGACGGAUACAUUAUCAAAUAUAAUUAAGAAUCAAGGAGGAAAGAUAGAGAUCCCUAGUAAUAAUAAUUCUAACGUAUCGGCUAGACCCGAAUUGAUUCGAGUGAAAUCCUUGGAUUACUCUAACAAUGAGGAUUAUAAUUCCAAGAAUGGAAAUGAUUUAGCAAGUUCGAUCAAAAAUAUAUUUGGAAAACGUCGUUCAAUUUUAAAAAAUACUACUAGCGUUUAG